UGCCUGCAUGCACUUUCACUGCAUGCAACAGGCACGGAGACGCUUGCAACUGUCUUCGCUGCCACGACUGACUGACUUUCGGCAGCUGACAAGAAUGGGGAUCCUAGAGCCCUGAUCAGUGUCGAUCAUGAAUACGCUCACUUUUGCGACCUGGCUGGAGCAAUCUGGACGAGGUUGUAGAUGACGGGCCCUGAAGCUGGACACUUCUGUUUCCAAGGAGAAGCAAGACCACACAACGACUCAAAGCAGUCUGAUUUGGAAGGAAACCUGCUUUGUUAUUGCAUGUAAAGUGGUGCUUCAGAGGACGCCGCUUCUCAACUACGAGUUCCAGGAUCAACGUUGAGCACUUUUGACAGUAGACCAUUUUGAAUGAACCCUGUCUGAACCUAAUCAGUUGACCAGUUGGCGUCUGAUCUCAGCGGAGAGCUAGGCUGUGUAGCGUCGUCCUUCAUACUCAACUGUCUGAAAAUGGCAGUGACUUCAUUGGUCAGCUCAAAGCAGAUUCUCGGCCGCCUGAGCUCCGUUUCUGGUGCCUCAGCAAUACCAUCAAAGCAGGCACGCCCGCUGACUUGCACCGCAGCGUUUGGCACGUCAGGUUUUGCAGCAAGCCUGAGCAGCAAGAAGACGCGUUGUGACAAGACUGGACCGCAAGUUAUUAGGCCCAGGAUAGCACUAGACUCGCAGCUCUUCAGCAUGGACAAAGCAGAUUCUCUUCAAACAACUGUGCCUGGGUUUUCCCCAGUGAUCAGGAAACGGGGCUCCAACCAGAAGACGACCAUGCAAGCCACUGGGACUAGCAGCAAGGAACGCACUGAUUCUAUAGCGAGUACUCAGGAGGAGGCUGCCUCCAGAUUGGGUGUGGGCGGUGCAGACUUUCUGAAUGAUCCUGACAAAGAGAGGGGCCGCCAACUGGUUCCUGAGGAUGUGCAUCCAUCCGUGCAGUUGCUGAUUGACGUGUUAAAAGAGGAGAUGCCGAAGUUCUUCUCGGAGAACGGGAUCACUACCACAAUGUACAGAGAGGAUGUGCAUUUCCAAGACCCCCAGAACAACUGGCAUCGUCUGAUUGGCUUCAAACUCAAUGUAUGGGUGCUUCGCCUCGUCUUUGCGGGGGGCAAGUAUUUGCUGCACGACAUCAAGGCCACCGGGGAGAACGAGAUCACUGCCAGGUGGACGUUCGACCUGCCCGCACGUUUCUGGCCCUGGACGCCGACUGUGAUUCUCACUGGGAUCACCAAGUAUGGCGUGGAUCUGAAGAAUGCCAAGCUGAACGCGCACAUCGACUACUGGGAUAACCUGGCAGGAAAGGAGCAAAAGCCCGUUUCGCUGGCCGCCAUUUCGUCGGUCAUCAAGCAGCUCCAGCCGAUGACGGCGUUCAAUAUCCCCCGGGACGAGCCCCACGAAGUCAUCAGGAAGACCAAGUAUUACGAGAUCAGGCGGUACGCAAUGGAUUUGACUGAUUCGUCGUCACAGGGAGAGGAGUGGAUCGCAGUCGAGCGUGCCAAGGGGACUCUCCUUCGGGCUCUGAAAAAGGAUGGUAUCGAGUUGAAAUCCGAGAAGGAAGAAGUGCGGCGUUUGGAUUCGAGUUGGCCGCACAAGAAGAUUGAGGAAAUCUACGUGCCUGUGUCGUACACGCCAUCCGUCUACGAUCCUGUAGACUUCACAGGGGCCGAAUCUUGGCGCAUGUAAGGCUUGUUGCUGCUCUGUGUAGGGCGGGCCGCCGACCUUAGAGCGGAGGGUUAGCGAUUGGACGAUUGUACAGAACAUAAAAUCUACAUUUUACCAUUUUGGUUGGACGGUGUCUCACGUAUGAGCAGCGUCUCAUUUGUGGGUAAACUCAAGAUCAAUGGGUUGAACAUACUUGAGUCAUGUUUUUCUCGCUGUGUAGCCCCCAUGUAGGUACUAGCAACGGGUUGGGAAUUUGCAUGACCGUUGUCUCCCGAAACUGUGAAAAGAUUUCUAAACAUCAUGGUGAGCGACGUUCAUGAUGCAAACUGGGC
Messenger RNA from Klebsormidium nitens, 1997 nucleotides. NCBI's taxonomy places the organism in Eukaryota, Viridiplantae, Streptophyta, Klebsormidiophyceae, Klebsormidiales, Klebsormidiaceae. The record is from the annotation of a GenBank genome assembly.